Ipomoea nil (Japanese morning glory) is the source of this 2082-nucleotide messenger RNA. Its product is annotated as ATP-dependent DNA helicase PIF1-like. Gene Ontology annotation, biological process: DNA repair; telomere maintenance. Lineage: Eukaryota; Viridiplantae; Streptophyta; Magnoliopsida; Solanales; Convolvulaceae. Gene Ontology annotation, molecular function: DNA helicase activity. The coding region runs from base 1 to 2082 and encodes 693 amino acids. The record is from RefSeq and is a predicted model, not a curated record. The transcript has 4 exons.
AUGGCAAUUUGCAGAUUUAUAGAUUAUCCAAACCUGUUUAUUACUUUUACAUGUAAUCCUAAAUGGCCGGAGAUUCAACGCUUUUUGGAGAAAAGAAAUUUGAAAGCUGAAGAUCGUCCGGACAUUGUUUGCCGAGUUUUCAAGAUGAAGCUAGAAGGGAAACUGUUUGGUGCUGUAAGGGCAGUUAUAUACACAAUUGAGUUUCAGAAACGGGGUCUUCCACAUGCUCACAUAUUACUGUUCUUGCAAGGGACGAGCUACUUUGCUAAUCCUGCUUUUAUGGACACGAUCAUUUCGGCCGAGAUCCCAGACAAGUUGAUGGACAUCGAGUAUUACAAAGCUGUCGAAGAAUUCAUGUUGCACGGCCCGUGUGGUGUUGCCAGGAGUAAUUCACCGUGCAUGGUAAAUGGCAAGUGCUCGAAGCAUUUUCCAAGGAGAUAUAUUGAUGCAUCCCAUUUUGACCAGGAUGAUUUGGUCUUAACAGAGGAAGAGAAAAAGAACUUUGCAUUGUUCGAAUUGGAAAACCUAUUGGGGCAACAAAAUAAAUCUUUAAAAGGCUAUCCUCCGAUGCCAAUACCAAGUAUAGAUAAUUCAAGGUUGUUUCAGAAUAGGUUGGUUUUUGAAGAGUUAUGUUACAAUCGUGAGCAGUUGAAAGAAGAUGCUGAAGUGCUGUGUGCAAAACUAACUGAAGAACAGAGUCUCAUCUAUGAUACGGUUAUACAAGACAUUGAAGACGGUAAAGGUGGCUUAUUUUUUGUUUAUGGUUACGGUGGAACAGGAAAGACUUUCUUGUGGAGAGCGUUGUUAGCUGCAAUCCGAUGCAAAGGUCAGAUCGUUUUAAAUGUGGCAUCAAGUGGCAUAGCUUCUAUAUUGUUACCAGGUGGCCGUACUGCUCACUCAAGAUUUGCAAUACCUAUUGCAAUAAAUGAAGACUCAACCUGUAACAUUAAGCAAGGUAGCGACCUGACUGAAUUGUUGAUAAAGACGAGUUUGAUAAUAUGGGAUGAAGCUCCCAUGAUGCACAAACAUUGUUUUGAAGCAUUAGAUCGAACUAUGAGGGAUUUGUUGCGUUUUGUAGACCCGUGUAGUGAAAUGAAGACGUUUGGUGGUAAAACAGUUGUUUUGGGUAGAGAUUUCCGCCAAAUUCUCCCGGUAGUUCCAAAAGGUACAUGUUGCAAAGUUUUAAGGUUGACUCAAAACCUAAGACUAAGUUCGGUACCCAACGGUGGAAACCGGCAGGCAUUACAAGAAUUUGCCGAUUGGAUUGCUAAUGUCGGUGAUGGAAAGCUGGGUGGGCGGAAUGAUGGUUUCGCAGAGGUUGAAAUUCCAAAACACAUGUUACUGUCAUCCGGAGGGGACGAUAUUAAAACAAUUGUGCACAGUACAUUUCCUAUGUUUGCAAAUGGAAACACUGACCCCGAGCAUCUGCUAGGUCGUGCUAUAUUAGCACCAACGCUUGAUGUGGUCAACGCAGUCAAUGACUAUAUGACUGAGUUGCAUAAUGCCGAAAGCAGGUCGUACUAUAGUUCAGACGCAGUAUGCAAAGUCGAUGGCGACAACGGUAUAUUUGGAGAUGUACACACACCGGAAUUUCUAAACAGCAUUAGGGUUUCAGGUCUACCAAAUCAUACAUUGACUUUGAAAAUAGGUUCACCGGUAAUGUUAAUGAGAAACAUUGACCAUUCUCUUGGUUUGUGCAAUGGGGUUCGGUUGAUAAUCACAAAGCUAGCAGACCAUGUUAUUGAAGGUGAGAUUCUGACUAGACCUAACAAAGGUACAAAAGUGUUGAUCCCCCGAAUGUCAAUCUCACCCUCUGAUCCAAGAUUGCCGUUCAAGUUUCAACGAAGGCAAUUUCCAAUUAUGCUUUCAUAUGCAAUGACCAUUAACAAAAGUCAAGUACAAACGUUGACUCAUGUUGGUUUAAUACUAAAGAAACCGGUUUUUGUACACGGUCAGUUGUACGUGGCUGCAUCUCGGGUUAACAAUCCAGACGGUCUCAAAAUAUUGAUAGUCAAAGACCCAAGUUCAACUACUACAUCAACCACUAAUGUUGUAUAUCAUGAAGUUUUCAAUAAUUUGUAA